Tachysurus fulvidraco (yellow catfish) is the source of this 3647-nucleotide messenger RNA. RefSeq names its product metabotropic glutamate receptor 5-like. Bases 39 to 2879 code for a protein of 946 amino acids. The record is from RefSeq and is a predicted model, not a curated record. Gene Ontology annotation, biological process: regulation of synaptic transmission, glutamatergic; trans-synaptic signaling by endocannabinoid, modulating synaptic transmission; G protein-coupled glutamate receptor signaling pathway. Gene Ontology annotation, molecular function: adenylate cyclase inhibiting G protein-coupled glutamate receptor activity; G protein-coupled receptor activity involved in regulation of postsynaptic membrane potential. Gene Ontology annotation, cellular component: postsynaptic density membrane. The transcript has 7 exons. Lineage: Eukaryota; Metazoa; Chordata; Actinopteri; Siluriformes; Bagridae.
CUCUCUCUCUCUCUCUAGGUAACUAUGGUGAAAGUGGAAUGGCAGCUUUUAAAGAGAUGGCUCUGAAGGAAGGGAUCUGCAUCGCACACUCCGAUAAGAUCUGGAGUAAUGCAGGCGAACAGAGUUUUGACCGUUUGUUGGCGAAGCUGCGCAGCCGUCUGCCCAAGGCCCGUGUGGUGGUGUGUUUUUGUGAGGGCAUGACCGUCCGCGGAAUCCUUAUGGCCAUGAGACGUCAGAACCUCUCUGGGGAGUUCAUGCUCGUUGGCAGUGACGGAUGGGCGGAUCGUUACGACGUGACUGACGGGUAUGUGCGUGAGGCAGAAGGUGGGAUCACGAUCAAACUGCGCUCGGCCGACGUGAAGUGGUUCGACGAUUACUAUUUAAAAUUACGUCCUGACAACAACCUACGCAACCCGUGGUUCCCUGAGUUCUGGCAGCAUCGCUUUCAAUGCAGACUGAAGGGUCAUCUUCAGGAAAACCCUAACUACAACCGGACCUGUAGCAAGCUGGAUUCACUGAGGCAGCAGUAUGCCCAGGACACUAAGAUGGGUUUUGUAAUAAAUGCGAUCUACAGCAUGGCUUACGGGCUUCAUAAGAUGCAGAGAGCUGUCUGUCCCGGGAUGGCGGGACUCUGCGAUGCCAUGCGGCCAGUCGACGGCUCCAAACUGCUCGAGUUUCUCAUUAAGACCAACUUUACUGGUGUCAGUGGAGAGAACAUCUACUUCGAUGAGAACGGCGACGCACCGGGAAGUUACGUGAUCAUGAACUUUAAGAAGAUGGGGAAAGACUACUAUGACUACAUUACCGUGGGCACCUGGGAUAUCAGCGGCCUGCAGAUAAACGACGACGAAAUCUGGGCAAACAAAGAGAGCAUCAUUAAGUCAGUCUGCAGUGAGCCGUGUGAUAAAGGACAGAUCAAGGUGAUCCGUAAAGGUGAGGUGAGUUGCUGUUGGACCUGCACACCCUGUAAGGACAACGAGUACGUGUUCGACGAGUACACCUGCCGAGCCUGCGAACUCGGAUUCUGGCCUACCGAUGACCUCACAGGUUGUGAGCCAAUUCCUGUGGAGUAUCUGCAUUGGGGCGACCCGGAGCCGGUCGCCGCGGUGGUUUUCUCCUGCCUCGGCCUCCUGGUGACGUUCUUCGUUGCAGCUGUGUUUGUGGUGUACCGUGACACACCCGUGGUGAAGUCCUCCAGUCGUGAGCUCUGCUACGUCAUUCUGUUCGGGAUCGGCCUGGGCUACAUCUGCACCUUCUGCCUGAUCUCAAAACCUUGCAUCGUUUCCUGCUUCCUGCAGCGCCUCGGCGUGGGCCUGGCGCCCGCCCUGAGCUACUCAGCUCUCGUCACUAAAACCAACCGCAUCGCUCGCAUACUGGCAGGCAGCAAGAAGAAGAUAUGCACCAAGAAGCCGCGCUUUGUUAGCUCGUGCGCGCAGCUAGCCAUUUCAUCCUUCCUGGUCAUGGUUCAGCUGGGAAUCAUCGUCACGCUGCUCGUUCUGGAGCCACCGGACGUCGUCUUUCACUAUCCGUCCAUCCGAGAGGUCAAGCUCAUCUGCAACACUAGCACCCUGGGCGUGGUCACGCCGCUUGGCUACAACGGUGUGCUCAUUCUUAGCUGCACCUUCUAUGCCUUCAAGACACGCAACGUGCCGGCGAACUUUAACGAAGCCAAGCACGUGGCGUUCACCAUGUACACCACGUGCAUCAUCUGGCUGGCGUUCGUGCCCAUCUACUUCGGCUCGGAUUACAAGAUCGUGACCAUGUGCUUCUCCGUCAGCCUGAGCGGCACCGUGGCACUCGGCUGCAUGUUUGCGCCCAAAGUCUACGUCAUCUUGGCCAAGCCUGAGCGUAACGUACGGAGCGCCUUUACCACCUCGACAGCAGUGCGCAUGCAUGUGGGGCGGGGCAAAAAGACGCCGCCUCCCACCAGCAGCCUUGCCAACCUGUGGAAGAGACAGCCCUCGUCCGGGGACACGCUCAGCUCUAACGGUAAAUCAGUGACAUGGGCUCAGACGCAGCGCAACUCCAAAGGUGGCCACUUGUGGCAGCGUCUCUCCUUCCACAUCAAAAAGCGUGAGAACAACCAGACGGCCGUGAUCAAGCCUUUCUCCAAGGCGUCGGAGGAUGUGCUGCCUGAAAGCGCUACCGAUAAAAUGCUUUACGAAGUGGCGGAGAGCGAGGAGCGAUAUCCGAUUACGUAUCGGUCUCAGACACCGUCACCGAUUAGCACCGUGAGUCAGCGGACAGGAGAAAUUCUAGGGCGGAGCCAAGGCCCUGAUGAUGAACAGAUCAUUAGCGUUUCCACGUACGUCAGUCAGUCGUCCCGCAGAGAAAGUGGAUCGUGUGCAGGAGGGGGAGGAGCCGGCGGGGGCGUGGUUGUUAGCGGAGCCACGGGAAUCGGACCAGGAGUCACUAGCUCAUCUCAGGGCUCGCUAAUGGAGCAAAUCAGCUGCGUUGUGAACCGUUUCACAGCUAAUAUCAGCGAACUAAACAGCAUGAUGCUUUCAAAUUCACCGCCACGCACUUCUAAAGUCCCGCCCCCUUUCUUCCUGUCCCGAGACAUGUCCAUGCCUGCCACCAUGACCACCUACGCUGAAAUUCAACCCCUUCCACCUGUGGAGUCGAACGGGGGUCGUCCAACCACUUCCUGUCCCCUCGGAGGUCCUCCGGGAGUCAAAGAGAAGAUAUUGGAAACGACGGUCCAAGAGUCCCAGCCUUCGAAAGGAGAGAUGGAGGAAAUCCUUGCGCUAACGCCCCCUUCGCCAUUUAGAGAUUCUGUGGCAUCAGAAAGCGUCUCGAAUUCUCCAGCGUCUGGAUCAUCCCCUAAAUACGAGUGCUUGGUACUGCGGCACUACAGCCAGAGCUCCUCGUCCUUAUAAGGACCUUGGACACGAGAAAGUGUCGAGAAUAUUAAUUCAAGAUAUAAGAUAAUGGUUCUCCGGUGUGUGUGUUUACAUGUUGUCGCUGUGGAAUUUGGAAAACAGCCAGAGCUGGUCGUCCUUAAGUGGACUGCAGAGACAGAACGGAGGGUGAAAAUAAUAAUAAUAAUAAUAAUAAUAAUAAUAAUAAUAAUAAUAAUAAUAAUAAUAAUAAAAGCUGAGCUUGGUGAAUAAGAGGAUCUCAGCGAUGAGAAUAGGAGGAAGAAGGAUGAGAGUAUUCAGAUGAGAACUGAUGAAAGAGGAGGAUAAAGUGAAAAAUCAAUGAAUAGCAGCAUCCCAGAGGACGUAACACAAACAAACACAAGCGCAGGGCCCUAAGACCUCAGACUCAGGCAAGAGGGAUGGUGCGACGCCAAAACGAUGAUCAGUAUCUCUAAAGAAAAGACACGAGGGAAUACGUACAGUAUGCAGUGUUUAUUCUGCAUACAUGUUUGUGCCUUUCACUUGAGAACGAGAGAAGGAUUUUACAAAAACGAGUGAUUUUAUAGUCGGAAACAAGGCUGCCGUUGUAGAGAUGAAAUGAUGUGCAGCGAGUGCAAGGAGCUGGAACUGAUGGAGGGAUAAAAGUAAUAAAAUGACAAAGGGUGGAAGGAAGGAAGAAGGGAAAACAAGGAAGUUCAGUAAAGGUGGAGAUGGUCAAAAUAAAGAAAGACAAAAAGACAAGAGAAGUAAAAGAAAGAGAAAAGAAAGAAAGAAAGAAAAAGGGAA